Messenger RNA from Cucumis sativus (cucumber), 1749 nucleotides. RefSeq names its product cyanogenic beta-glucosidase. Bases 10 to 1545 code for a protein of 511 amino acids. Gene Ontology annotation, molecular function: beta-glucosidase activity. The transcript has 13 exons. NCBI's taxonomy places the organism in Eukaryota, Viridiplantae, Streptophyta, Magnoliopsida, Cucurbitales, Cucurbitaceae. The record is from RefSeq and is a predicted model, not a curated record. Gene Ontology annotation, biological process: carbohydrate metabolic process.
CUAAGGAAAAUGGCUUCAAAACAAAGCCAUAGUUGCCUUAGCUUUGUGCUACUUGUUGUUUUAAUUGUAAUUGCAAAGGCAAAUGGAGAACCUUCCCAUAUCCCAAUUGAUGUUGUGAGAAGAAGUAGCUUUCCCAAAGGUUUUGUUUUUGGCACAGCAUCAUCUGCAUAUCAGUUUGAAGGUGGUGCUUUUGAAGAUGGCAAAAGACCAAGUAUUUGGGAUAACUAUACUCACCAACAUCCAGAGAAAAUCUAUGAUCAUAGCAAUGGAGAUGUUGCAGUUAAUCAAUACCAUCGGUAUAAGGAAGACGUUGCCCUAAUGAAGAAAAUGGGUUUUGAUGCUUACCGAUUCUCAAUUGCGUGGUCUAGAGUUUUGCCAAAGGGAAAACUUAGUGGAGGUGUGAACAAGAAAGGAAUUCAAUACUACAACAACCUCAUCAAUGAAUUGCUUGCAAAGGGCAUUCAACCUUAUGUCACACUUUUUCAUUGGGACACUCCCCAAGCUUUAGAAGAUGAAUAUGGAGGGUUUUUAGGGCAUCAAAUUGUAAAUGACUUUCGAGACUUUGCUGAAGUUUGCUUCAAAGAGUUUGGGGAUAGAGUGAAACAUUGGAUCACCUUGAAUGAACCAUGGAGUUUUGCCAUGGGAGGUUAUGCCCAAGGAGCAUUAGCUCCGGGUAGAUGUUCUUCUUGGCAACCAUUUAACUGUCUUGGUGGAAAUUCUGGCACUGAACCAUAUAUUGUUGGUCACAAUCAAAUUCUUGCUCAUGCCGCUGCUGUCAAAGUGUACAAAACCAAAUAUCAGGCUCAUCAAAAGGGUGUGAUUGGUAUCACAUUAGUGUCAAUUUGGUAUACUCCAUACUCAAAUAGUGAGGCUGAUAAAAAGGCUGCAAAUAGAUCUCUUGAUUUUGCUCUUGGCUGGUUCUUGCAUCCACUAACCUAUGGAGAUUAUCCACCUAUAAUGAGGGAACUUGUGAAGGAGAGAUUACCCAAAUUUACAAGGGCAGAAGCUGCUCUUAUCAAAGGCUCAAUGGAUUUUCUUGGAUUAAAUUACUACACAACUAAUUAUGCUAAAGACAAUCCCAAAGCACCUGGCCCUCAACCAAGUUACUUAACAGAUUAUAGAGCUGAUCUUUCAACUGAUCGAAAUGGGGUCUCAAUUGGUCCAAAGUUUAAUGCAACAUCUUGGCUUGCUGUUUAUCCAAAAGGAUUUAAAGAUCUAUUGAUCCAUACAAAGACCAAGUACAAGAAUCCAAUUAUCUAUAUCACAGAGAAUGGAUACCUUGAUAUUGAAGGUCCUCCACUUAAGGAAAUGCUCAUGGACAGACGUAGAGUGAAAUACCAUCAUGAUCAUUUGAUGGCUCUUAAAGAAGCAAUGCAGGCUGGUGUGAGGGUGAAAGGAUAUUUUGCAUGGUCAUUCUUGGAUAACUUUGAAUGGGCAAGUGGAUAUGUGAUUCGUUUUGGCCUCACUUAUAUUGACUACAAAAACAAUUUGAAGAGAAUUCCAAAGCUAUCUGCCAAAUGGUUUGAAAAUUUCCUCAAAAAUUGAAGAUGAUCCAUCACAUUGAAUUACAUUGUCCCUCUUAUUAAUUUGUUGUUGUAUUUUCAUGCGCUUUCAAUUUCAUUAAUAAUGUAUGAAGGAGUUGGUUUUCUUUAGUUUGAAAUGGACAAAAUGUAUUGUUUUCUAAUAUAUAAUGUGGCAAGAGUUGCUUUUGCGAUCAAUAAAAUAAACUUUAUAUGCAUAUUUAAUUAA